Rotaria sordida is the source of this 4316-nucleotide messenger RNA. Lineage: Eukaryota; Metazoa; Rotifera; Eurotatoria; Philodinida; Philodinidae. The record is from the annotation of a GenBank genome assembly.
GAUGAUUAAUUUGCAUUUACUCUCUAUGAGACAUUACCGUAAGCAUAAUCAUCUGUUCAACAAGCGCAAACUAUACUUACAUGAAAUCGUAUGAAAUUUGAUCAUUAUCGCAAACAUAGUCACAUAUCAUAUUAUAUCUCAUGAGCAUAAUUUUAUUGAAUUGGCCUAUUGAUAAUUGGAAUGAAAAUGAAUUGAAAUGGUUGAACAUGAUAGAAAAAGAUCUAUUCCAUUCAUUUCAUGUCUGAUUUCAGUGAAGUUAAAGGAAAUUUUUUUUUGACUUGUUUGUCUUAUAUGAAACCCUAUAUUCCGACUACACAUUAUACAUUCUAUACUAUUUAUAUAGAUCAUGUGACAGACAACGUAAUUCCAUCAUAAAUUUUAGGGAAAGAUCGUUCAACUAGUGGAUAGGUAUAGAUAUCUACUUAAAAUAAGGGUUGGAUUUCGACAUUUACGAAAACAAUCAUAUGUCAAUAGAUAUUUUUUAUAAAUCUAUGACUCUCUUUAAUGAGAGGAGUUUAGACUCAGUGUCGUCUCUCAUUAAAAUCAUUGGACGUCGAGUUUGAAAUACAUCUAUAUCAUUGGUUUUGGGGAACUUACAUCUUUUUAAAGAAAAUAGUGAGUGUAAGUUUUAAGUCGCAUUUUUGUGGAUCUUAGCAAUUGAGGAUAACAGGCGUCAGACUUUGUAUAGUUUUUUUUGCAAAAUUGAUGAAGUUAUAAUUUUGAAAGAUAAUCAACAUCAUUGUUUCUGAGUUACUUAACAUAUAUAUAUAUAUAUAUAUAAUAGUGCGUAAGAUCUGCUAUAGAUAUAAUGGAUAUGUAAAACAGAUGCAUUUGCCAAUUAAUUCAAUGAUUAUAAUAAUAAGAAUGUUAAAUUAAGAAAAACGAAUUUAAAAAAUGAAUAAUAAGAAGCGAAUAGUAGCAAAGCAAAAUAAAAAAUAGAGUGCCCGUAGAAAAAGAAAAUUUCUGUUCAAAAUGCAGAAAUUAGAAACACUCUUACUCUGAUGUUCGAUUAUCCUACAAAAUAACUAUAGUCUACAAAAGAUUUUUCAUUUUACAUAUUUUGUAUUAGUUUAAUGAGGCUAGAGAAUAUAUGUGAGUUUCACAUUUCAGCCCCAAAGGGGCUACGCUAACAAGCUUCCUAUAUUAUCAAUAUCAGUAUAGAAAACUAAGAAUAAAAAUAUAUGUUCCAGCGUAUAGUAGAGGAUAAUAGAGAAAAAUUUAAUUUUUCAUCUUGUGAUAGUUUUAGAAAAAUUUGGACAUCGAUAUUUUUUCUGUCGAAAUAUUUUGUGAAAAAAAACGUUCUCUAUUAUGUGAAAAUUUCCAAGAUACAGCUGUACCUUGACUAAUCUAUUAUACAAAGCAUUUGUGAAGUCAAAAAUGAUUUUACGAUUACAAUAAUAGAAAACAUCGACUUUCAUAACACAACAUUGUGUAUUUUGUACAUUUCUCUAUAAUAGAAGCUAUUGAAUCAACAAUUCUCAAAUAAGUAAAAGAACAUGAUAGAUCACACAGAAUCAAAUAAGAGCAGUCAAGAUUUGGAUUAUGUAAUGCUAUAACUUUCUUUUGUUUAUGAAUCCUAUUUAGUCAGAUAAAAUCAGAUCAGAGUACUUUACUCUGUUCUUAUAUAUUUCUUAAUCUCAGAAUCUAAUACUAUGUCCAAUGACAUCUUUUAUUCUGAAUCUGACAAAAUCUUUAAAAAAUGCAUCUAUUUUCACUGUCUCUUUUUUCUUUCCCGUCUACUUUACAUCUCAUGCAUAUCCCUUCUCUCUUGCAUUCUUUUUGUGCAUGGUGUUGCAUCUAGUCUAUUUUCAAUAUUCUUGUUCAGAAUCUUCGAGAAGAUUAUUAUUAUCCUGAGACUUCUAUUAUAUAUAUCCGCCCUUGUGCCUAUGAUAUUCAUUAUGUUCAGAAGAAUUCAGUGAAAACCCUCCCAGAAUCGGUUUGUGAUGAGCACUUUGUUCAAGGAAUUUUUUGUAUUUACUGUUCCAAAUAAAGGAAAACUAUAAUUCUAAUAAUUACUUUACAAGACUGAAGAGGAAAACAAUCUAAUUUGGGCAAGAAUACCAGUUCAGCAAUCAAAAUCAUAGAAAUAUGAAUACAUGUUAUCAUAUUAUCUCCAAAAAUUAGCUUGGGCAUCCGAGGGUUAAAUAUACAUAAGUUUUUGGACAUAAUUAAAUCUAUGAUUGAUAUCAAAUAGUAGCACAUUAAUUUAUUGCUUUAUAAACUUUCUCAUAAAAUUUAAAGAUAGGCACCUCCAUUCUGUCCUGUCCCUACUCCAUUUUAACUCUGAUGAGAAAAAGCAUCAACUUUGGAGUUGAAAUUGCCCAUCUCUGAUGUCAACCAUUUCAAAAUAUUUACUCUUCAGAUCCUCCUGAACAUAUCCAUAACAUGCGAGCUUACAGAAGACUUCUCAGAACAAGUACUACAUAAGAAUUAUAGCAUGAUCCUCAUAGAAGAUGCUCAUUAUUUUUAGAUUUUCAAAGCCCAUAAAAUCCAUAGAUCUCAAUGUUUGUCACUGGAGAACUCCGUUCGGAUUGACAUCCAUCUUUUCAGUAUUUCCAAAAGUAGAAGCCCUCUCAGAUUAAAUAGAUUCGCAUGGAAUCCUCUCAACUUUGUUCAAUUUCUCCUGUAUCCAAGCCUUCUCAUGAUCUUACUCAGAGUACAUCACGGUUGUUCUUCGAACAGCUUCACAUAACUUACCAAAAGCCUAUGCAAAUACUUAGGAGAUUCUUCGGCAGAUCUACAUUCAUCAUAUAGAAAAUUAUGUAUCCUUAAGGUUUCCUAAAAAACAUAGGGAUUAGAUUUGAUAUUUUGUUGUUCAACGAUUCGAUAUUCUUCUCACAAGAUACAGAUAGAAUCUUCUGUGAUGUUCAUAUAAAUGAUCAUUCUGCCAAAAAGAUUCUGAAUUCUUGCAAUUCUGAAAAAAAUCUUCAGAUUCUUAUGUUUUUCUAUCAAAAACUUACAUGGAAUUAGUAUUACUCUUUCUUGGAGAACCUCCUUACAGCAAUCUCCAGGUGUUAUUUUUAUGAUCAAAAAGAUCUUGGCAAGAACUAGAAGUAACAUAGAUGUAAGAAUCGUUACCAAAUCCUUUUUUUCUCAUAAGAAACUAGGAAAAGACUUCUGAAUUUUUAUCUGUGGAAUGAGCAUUUUCAAAGACGAAUGUCAUAUUUUGUAGCACUUGCUCCCACGAGAGAUGGAAUCCCUUCGAUAACGACGACUUCUUUUCUUUUUUGUUCAUUGUAGUAAUUCCCAUUAUUCCAGCCGAUGCCCGAUGGAAACAGAAUGGUACGACUGUUGCUGGAGGCCAUGGAUGGGGUAGUGCUACCAAUCAACUCCAGAGGCCUCAUGGUCUCUUUGUUGAUGAUGAUCAAACGAUAGUCAUCGCUGACUACGGCAAUCAUCGUAUCAUCCAAUGGAAGAUGGGUGAUACGAAUGGACAAGUAGUAGCUGGUGGCAAUGGCCAAGGAAAUCGACUGGAUCAAUUGAAUGGUCCAACCGAUGUGUUGAUCGACAAAGAGACGGAUAAUCUCAUUAUUUGUGAUUGGUUGAAUCAACGAGUCGUUCGAUGGUCUCGUCGUAGUGGUACAACUCAAGGAGAAAUCCUCAUCGACAACAUCUCGUGUCCGGGAUUGGCCAUGGAUGAUCAGAGAUAUCUCUACAUCUCUGACACCGACAAACAUGAAGUAAGACGAUAUCAAAUAGAAGACAAGAAUGGAACUCUUGUAGCUGGUGGCAAUGGCAAAGGUGCUGGUCUCAAUCAACUCAACUCUCCGUACUACAUCUUUGUCGAUCAACAACAGACUGUCUACGUGUCAGACAACAACAAUCAUCGUGUAAUGAAAUGGAAUAAAGGUGCAAAAGAAGGAAUUGUUGUCGCUGGAGGUCAAGGCCAAGGGAAUGCUCUGACACAAUUGCCGUAUCCUAAUGGACUGUUCGUCGAUACAUUGGGUACCAUCUAUGUAGCAGAUUUUGGGAAUGAUCGAGUAAUGCGUUGGCCUAAAGGAGCAAAACAGGGCACUGCCAUUGUCGGUGGAAAUGGUGGAUUUAUUACAACAGAAAAGAAUGAAACAAGAUAUAUUCUUCUUUUGAAUAAAAAUUUAUUUAUAUCGACAUAUCUAUUCUAUACACAUCAAGAUCAACAAUUUGUUAUUCAUGUACAAUAUUUAAUUGAAAUGGAAUAUAAGAGAAAUCGAAUACAAAUUAAUAUUAAUUUUACAAUAUUAUUAAAUAUUAUUCAAUCAGAGUUUCUUGCUGCGCAUCGUGAUUAUAUAGAAAUAUUUCAAGUUAUUGAACUUUCACAAGAAUUAAGAACAACAUGA